AUGAAGACUCAACCGGGAUGCAUAUCGCCACUUAAUCAAAUAGCAAAACUUUUCUCAUUAAUGAAGACAAAUGUUAGCCAAAGAGGCUGUAAAGUCUCUCACCCAUAG
This is a messenger RNA of Phytomonas sp. EM1, 108 nucleotides long. The record is from the annotation of a GenBank genome assembly. Lineage: Eukaryota; Euglenozoa; Kinetoplastea; Trypanosomatida; Trypanosomatidae.